Molecule: messenger RNA, 10502 nt
Organism: Aphis gossypii (cotton aphid)
Lineage: Eukaryota; Metazoa; Arthropoda; Insecta; Hemiptera; Aphididae
Gene: Ten-m
Product: teneurin-m
Exons: 33
Coding region: 819-8813 (2664 amino acids)
Biological process (GO): motor neuron axon guidance
Source: RefSeq, a predicted model, not a curated record
GCCUGCAGUUUAGUAGUCGCAAGUCUCGACGGCCGGUCCGAAUAUACGUUUUUCGCACCGUUCGACAAAACAACGGCAAUAAUAAUAAUAACAACAACGACGACGUAAACUGCCGAGAAUAACGUCAUCGGUACAAUAGCAAUAAAAAAUAUAAUAUUAUUAACAACGAAAAUAAUAGUACUGACGUUUGCCCAAUAUAUCGAACGCCGUGCACACGUGUGUAUUAUAAUAAUAAUAUAAUAAAUGUGUUCGGCGGUGUAAAUCGAUCACGACACGAUUAUUUUUGAAUUCGAAUGUUGGGAGGAAACAGAUUUAAUUACCGACAGACGGUGACGUGAAACUUUAUACGGUACUAUCAUUGCUGUUUAUCACCUCCCAAAUUUUCUUCCGGUUCCGUAUAAUAAUCGUUGCCUCGUCUGAAUAACGCACAAGACAAUAAUUUUCACCACAAGACACCGCAUCAGUCUCCACAGUGGCCGUGUGUGACGGGGACGGCGAGCGAAGUAGCAGAGCACAAACACUGAUUCUCGGAUGGUGGUGGAAUAAAAAUAAAUAAGAAAAACGAGCAAAACCUAUUCGUUAAUCCUGUGCAAACAUUAUAUUAUUAUAUCGUAUAAUGAUAAUAAUAAUAUGCUUACGCCAACUCGCGGUGCACCACCCUAAGCCUAUGUCGGCGAAACGGUUUGACGUGCAUGUAAUUCAGUAGUAGCCGGGCCGCUAUUAUAUCAUUAUUUUCAUAUAAUAUACGUUGAUCGGAUCGAGCACCGCCAAUGUGUACUUCACAUUAUAAAACGUAGACAUCGCACACGAAUCGAGAUAUGAGUCACGGAAAAGCGAACCGAGCGUACCAGCCGUACCAACACCGCGGUGACAGCAGCGACGGGGAAUGUGACGAAGACACUACCGAGUUCCAGCCCAACCGUCAUCAACACAGCUUACAGCACCAGUAUCACCGGCACCGUAGGCCGAACCACACAUACCAGCAGCCCGGUGCUCUGCUCAACACCGACACCAGCGGUACGUCAGGAAACUGUUCGGACGCGACGCUCACGGAUUCGGAACUAGCGUUCACCAGGGACGCGACUUUGCAACUGCACGACGGCGGUUGUUUGCUUAACGAUUCAUUGAGAAAUCCACCAGAUGUGCCACCGAGAAAUCCCGGCACGAUGAGUAGGUUGAACGGUCGGCUGAAGGGUUCCGGUCAGGGAUCCAAUGCCGGCACGAUGGUACAUCUUGCUGGAGACCAUCAACACCCGAUGGACUUAGACUUUGAAACAUCCAAUUGUGUCAUAAGAACUGCUUCCGGGUCCGUUUACAUACAGCCGGACAUGACGAAAAGUGUGUUGGACUACAAGAAUACGUCAUCAUGCAGUAGUCCUUCUAAGACUGAUAUUCAUAAAUCAUCAGAAAGGUGCUCUUUAGGUUACGGUGUAGGCAUGCCGGUACUACCAGUCAGGAAUAACCUGAGACGACCGACGUCUUCUCAUCAUUUUUCAUCCGCGUCCCGGUUCCAGUUCCAAAAAGGUUUUGCCUCCCGAUGUUCAUGGAAGUGCUCGUCAAUUGUAUUAAUAAUUGUGUGUUUACUGAUGGCUGUUGCGUUAACUUAUAUAACUUCAUCGAAUCUAUUGCGGUUAUCGUACCAAGGUCCAGCAUCGUGUUCGGUGCUGGUCGACGAGAACGGUGGAAAUGGCGACUCACUGGCCAUGCCGAAAUCGCUGAAUCACACGAAAUCAUCUUCGGAAAACACAGGGUCAAAGUUAUUCCCAGUAAGGACUGCUCCACCCGACGGCACUACUUUUGCACAGAUAACAUUAGGCGAUAAAAUUGACGGUGAAAUACCGGCGUUUGGCUACUGGAAUGUCCAGUUUUAUCAUCCACGAGCUGCCUACGUUCGGUUCAACUAUGACUUUCCUAGAGGCGCCAGCAUUGCCGUGUACGGACGAAGGAACGCACUACCCACGCACACCCAAUACGAAAUAUUGGAGUUGCUCAAUGGCUUUCAAUCACGACAGACCCGGUCUACACAUUCAAUUAUUAAAAAGGAAGUUACACAUUAUCUGGAGCCAGGUCACUGGUUUGUAUCGAUGUAUAACGACGAUGGAGACUUAACUACGGUGACGUUUUCGGCAUCAGUAUCGGAAGAUAUGACUUUGAGCUGUCCUAAUGGAUGCAGUGGUAAAGGGGAAUGCAUGGUAGGCCAUUGUCAGUGUAACCCUGGAUUUAGUGGAGACGACUGCAGUGACAGCGUGUGUCCAGUAUUAUGUAGUCAAAGAGGCGAGUACAUUAAUGGUGAAUGCCAGUGCAACCCUGGAUGGAAAGGCAAAGAAUGUAAUCUGAGACACGAUGAAUGUGAAGUACCGGAUUGCAAUGGUCAUGGUUACUGUACAAAUGGUAAAUGUAUUUGUGCACUUGGUUUCAAAGGGAAAUUUUGUUCUGAAGUGGACUGUCCAAAUCCAAAUUGUAGUGGCCACGGUGUGUGUGUUGAAGGAACUUGUAUUUGCAAAAAAGGCUGGAAAGGCGUAAACUGUGACGAAAUGGAUAAAGAUGCCCUACAAUGUCUGCCUGACUGUUCAGGACAUGGGACGUUUGAUUUGGAAGCACAGACAUGUCAGUGUGAACCCAUGUGGUCUGGCGAAGAUUGUUCUAAAGAACUGUGUGACUUGGACUGUGGUGCACAUGGCCAUUGUGUAGGUGACACUUGUGCCUGUCACUCUGGUUGGUCCGGCCAAUAUUGUAAUUUGAAACUAUGUGAUAACCGAUGUAAUGAACAUGGACAGUGCAAAAAUGGCACUUGUUUGUGUGUCACUGGAUGGAAUGGAAAACAUUGUACGCUCGAAGGAUGCGCGAACAGUUGUUCUGGACACGGACAGUGUCGGGUAAACAGUGACAACGUAUGGCAGUGCAAAUGUUCCGAUGGAUGGGAUGGUCUGGACUGCAAUACUCAAUUAGAACGAGAAUGUAACGAUAAUAUUGAUAAUGACAAAGAUGGUCUUAUGGACUGUGAAGAUCCCGAAUGUUGUUUAAACCAUUUGUGUCGUAGUAGUCAGCACUGCGUGUCAUCACCAAAGCCCAUUGACAUACUCUUACGUAAACAGCCUCCGGCAAUAACCGCAUCGUUUUUUGAACGAACAAAAUUUUUAAUUGAAGAAGGCAGUCUACAAAACUAUGUUAGACCUGAUACAUUCAAUGAGAGCAUUUUCUGGAGUCACUUCAACACGAGCCGAUCAGCUGUUAUUCGUGGUCGUGUUGUUACAUCAACUGGAAUGGGAUUAAUGGGUGUUCGGGUUAGCACGAAUAUUGCACCCGAAGGCUUCACAUUAACUCGUGAAGAUGGUUGGUUUGAUUUAUUGGUAAAUGGAGGAGGAGCUGUAACUUUGCAGUUUGGUAGAAGUCCAUUUAAAGCACAAACUCAAAUUGUAAACGUUCCUUGGAAUGAGAUUGUUAUUAUUGAGACAAUAGUGAUGUCAUUGAUUGAUGAUAAAGGUAUUCAGCUUAGCGGACAAGCUUGCAAAGCUCACGAUUAUGAUCUUAUGAAACCCGUCGUAUUAGCGUCCUGGAAACAUGGUUUUCAAGGAUCUUGGUCUGAUAAAAGUGCAGUUUUAGCGGAAUCUCAGGUCGUCCAAGAAAGCUUCCAGAUUCCAGGAACAGGGUUAAAUUUGGUUUAUCAUAGCUCUAGAUCAGCUGGAUAUUUAUCUACAAUACAACUACAACUUACACCCGAGACCAUUCCACCAACUUUGAAAUUGAUUCAUUUAAGGAUAACGAUAGAAGGAAUACUUUUCGAAAAAACAUUCGAAGCUGAUCCUGUAAUAAAAUAUACGUAUGCUUGGAACAGACUAAAUGUUUAUCGCCAAAACGUAUAUGGUGUUACAACUGCUUUGGUUAAGGUCGGAUAUGAGUAUACCGAUUGUCGAAAUAUUGUGUGGGAUGUUCAGACAACCAAAUUGAGUGGAAAUGAUAUGAGUAUUUCAGAAGUAGGCUCCUGGAAUUUAGAUAUUCACCAUCGUUACAAUUUCCAUGAAGGGAUACUACAAAAGGGUGAUGGAUCGAAUAUUUAUUUGAAACAAAAGCCUAGAAUAAUUUUAACUACUAUGGGUGAUGGACAUCAAAGGCCAUUAGACUGCAUAGACUGUGAUGGUGAUAAUGGCCUAAAACAGAGACUUUUGGCUCCAGUUGCAUUAGCUUCUGCCCCUGAUGGCUCAAUAUAUGUUGGUGAUUUUAAUCUGAUUCGACGUAUUAUGACAGAUGGUACAGUUAAAACCGUUGUCAGAUUAAAUGUUACCAGGGUGUCAUAUCGUUAUCAUAUCGCUGUUAGUCCUUUAGAUGGAUCGUUGUUUAUUUCUGAUCCCGAGAGCCAUCAAAUUUUAAAAGUUAAAAAUCCAAAUAACUUUUCUGACCCAGAUCAUAACUGGGAACCAGCAGUUGGAUCGGGUGAACGUUGUCUACCGGGAGAUGAAGCACAUUGUGGAGAUGGUGCUUUAGCUAGAGAUGCUAAACUAGCUUACCCUAAAGGUGUUGCUAUAUCUUCUGAUAAUAUUUUAUACUUUGCCGAUGGAACAAACAUUCGAAUGGUGGACAAAGAUGGUUUAGUAUCCACUUUGAUUGGUAACCAUAUGCAUAAAUCACACUGGAAACCUAUACCUUGCGAAGGAACUUUAAAUACAGGCGAAGUGCAUCUAAGGUGGCCAACUGAUCUUAGUAUCAAUCCCUUAGAUAACACUUUACAUAUUAUCGACGAUCACAUGGUAUUGAAAUUGACCACAGACAACAGGCUAAAAGUUAUUGCUGGCCGUCCAAUGCAUUGUCCACCCGUUGGACGUAUAGGUUUAAGUACAGACCAAGAAUUAGCUAUACAAACUGCGUUAGUUAUGCCUCAGAGUAUUGCAUUUGCACCUAAUGGCAAUAUGUAUGUCGCUGAAUCGGAUUCACAGAGAACAAAUAGGAUAAGAGUCAUAAGCACUGAAGGUAAGAUUUCUCGUUUUGCUGGUACGGAGUCAAAAUGUAAUUGUUUGGACCGCGGUUGUGACUGUUAUGAAGAAGAUCAUUAUUUAGCAGCUACAGCAAAGUUCAAUACGAUUUCGUCAAUCACUAUAUCUCCCGAUGGUGUAGUCCAUGUAGCAGAUCAAGCAAAUUAUAGGAUAAGAUCUAUUAUGUCGAGAUCUCCAGAAGCGACAGUUACACGGGAAUAUGAAGUUUACUCACCAACCACUCAAGAACUUUACAUUUUCAACCGUUUUGGCCAACAUACCACAACUCGUAAUAUUCUUACCGGAGAGACUAGUUAUCAAUUUACUUAUAAUCAAUUCACCAGUAGUGGAAAACUAAGUUCCGUUACUGAUGCAGCUGGAAAUAAAGUGUUCUUAUUAAGAGACCAUGCACAGCAAGUCAAUUCAAUCGAAAAUACUAAGGGUCAAAAAUGUAGAUUACGCAUGUCUCGUAUGAAACUAUUAACGGAGGUUAACACUCCGGAUAAUUAUAAUAUAACUUUUGAUUAUUACGGACCAUCUGGCUUAUUACGAUCAAAGUUAGAUUCAGCUGGUAGAAGUUAUGUGUACACUUACGAUGAUUUUGGACGAUUAACUGGUGCUGUUACGCCUACUGGAAAACUUAUUAGAUUAGCAUUUGAUUUAAGCGCAAAAGGAGCAACUGUAAUGGUAUAUAACGAUGAUAGUCAACCAAAAACAAUGCUGAUCAAGGGGACAUCUGUUGAAACAAAAUUAGGUGGUUCAGAGGAACAUACUUCAAUAACUAGUGAAGGUGAUAUUGUAUCGGAAACAUCUUGGGGAAACCGAGUUACAAUUGAGUCAGUUCCUUAUGCUGUACUGAUGGAAGCUAACUCAGUAUUAGUAGAAAGUUACCCUGUACCAGGAAAAUUAAAAACCGAAAUAGGAUCUGAGUUGGCAAAUAGGUUUGAAUGGAGAUACUAUUUAAGGGGACAAUCGGGAGGCAAAUUGAAGCCUGGUGAAGCUAAAUCUGUGGCUCAAGUGGGUAAAAAAUUACGAAUAAAUGGUGAAAAUAUUGUAUCUCUCGAGUUUGAGAGACAAACUGGGACCGUGGCAGCAUUUAUUGAUGAACACAUUGAAUUAUUAAAUAUAACCUAUGAUAUCGCUGGAAGACCAUUUAAAUGGGGACCUAGGAGCAAAAUAUAUUCAGAAGUGGAGUUGACAUAUGAUCGUUUUAGUAGACUUAGUGUAUGGCGUUGGGGUGACCUUAAAGAAAUGUAUGGUUAUGAUAGAGCUGGUCGACUAUGUGAAAUUCGUUAUGCAGAUGGCAAAUCUACGCUUUAUGUUUUCAAAGAUAUGUUUAGUAGCUUGCCAUUGAAAGUUACUACUCCAAGAGGUAGUGAUUAUCUAUUACAAUAUGACGAAUCUGGUGCUCUUCAAUCACUAACAACUCCUAGAGGACAUAUACAUGCAUUUUCGAUACAAACUUCAUUAGGCUUCUAUAAGUAUCAAUAUCAUUCACCAGUAAGUCCACACCCAUAUGAAUUAAGGUAUGAUGACAACACAAAUAUUUUGGCGAAAAUUUAUCCACAUCAAUCUGGCCGUGUAUCGUAUUUAUACGACCAACAUGGAAACAUUGAAAUAAUAUUAGCUGGUCUGUUAUCUAUACACUAUACUUAUCAAGCCAAUACAAAUUUGGUAAAAAAUAUAAAUGUUGUUGAACCUGGGUUUGAAUUAAAACACGAAAUUCGUUAUCAUCUGGGUAUGAUUAAAGACGAACGUUAUUUGUUUAGUGCAAAAUGUGGAUUACAUAAUACGCACUUGAAAUACCAAGUAGAUGGUAAUGCACGUGUAACUUCCAUCGACGUCACUAUUGGCAACAAGGAACUUUCACAACUAAAACUGAAAUACAAUCAAAAUAUUGGUACACUAGAAAGCAUUAGUGACUUAAGAAUUUACAAAAAUACUUUUAAUAAAACUGUCAUACAUGAUACUGCUAAACAAUUUUUCUCUAUAUCUGAAUAUGAUAAUCACGGUCGGUUGAAAUCGAUAAUGACUAACAUCAAGUCUAUGGAUGUGUAUAGAAUGGAAUUGGAAUAUGACGUCAGAAAUAGAAUUUCUUCUCAAAAGAUUACUGUGGGCAGAACAAAAAUCCAAAACACAAUGACUUAUAGUGCUGAUGGUCAUUUGUUUGAAGUGGCUGGUAGUAGUGACUGGAAGUAUAUAUAUGAUGAAAAUGGCAACGUUAUUGGUAUUAUGGACUACGGUCAAAAAUUGACAUUGGGUUAUGAUGUCGGUGAUAGAGUGGUUCAGGUAGCUGACGUUCAACUUUAUAGUUAUGAUACUCGUGGUUUUGUAUCCAAACGAGGAGAAACUCACUUAAACUAUAACGACAUGGGAUUACUCAGCGAUGCUACUGAAAGUGACCGUUUUAGUGUUUCUUAUUACUAUGAUCACAAAAAUCGGUUAUUAGGUAUCAGAAAUGCAGGCGAAAACGUAACUCAAUUCCUUUACACUGAUCCUCAACGGCCUAAUUUAGUAAUGGCUAUACACUACCCAAGUACAGGAAGAACUUUCCAUUAUUUGUAUGAUGAUCGUAACACUCUGAUUGCAAUUGAUUCACCUGAACAAAGGUACUUUGUUGCUACUGAUCAAAACGGAUCACCGUUGGCUGUCUUCGAUGUUUCUGGAAAUAUAAUUAAAGAGAUCACAAGAACGCCAUUUGGUGGGCUCAGAAAAGAUAGCCAUCCGGACUUAUACAUUCCAAUCGACUUCCACGGCGGAAUUUUAGAUCCGCAUACUAGACUUAUCUAUCUUGAUAAAAAGUGGUAUGACCCUUCAGUUGGCCAAUGGAUCACUCCUGACUGGGAACGAUUAUCGUCAAGACUUAGUUAUCCCACGGACAUAUUUAUCUAUAGAUUCCAAAAUAAUGACCCAAUUAGUUCGAGUAGCGCACAAAAUAUUAAUUACAUGACAGACUUGAAUAGUUGGUUGAAACUUUACGGUUACGAUAUUGGAAACAUGAUCGGAUCAUCCUACACCAGGACUCAACUACAUCAACCAAGUGCAAAGGUGUCUUCUCCACAACUUACGCCUCAAUUUAAUGUCGUGUCUGGACUUCAGUGUAUUGUAGAAAAGGAAAUGUCAUUGUUUGGUGAAUUUGGAUUCAUUCCUGAGCCACUGUUGAAGAUGGAAACACAGACGAGAAACCUGUUGCCGAGAGUGGCAUUCCAGAGAUCCAUAUUUGGCGAAGGCGUGUUGGUAUCGCGUAGCAACGAAGGUCUAGCGUUGAUCUCCGUUGUGGACGGUGACAACAGCGUGGUACAAGACGUCGUCAUGUCCGUGUUCAAUGGCUCGUAUUUCUUGGACUUGCAUUUCGAACAACACGACAAAGAUCUCUUUUAUUUUGUUAAGGACAACGCGUUGAAGCAGAACGAUGACAUGGAAGAGUUGAAACGACUGGGCGGCAUGUUCAAUGUGACCACCCACGAGACAGCAGACGGUAAGGAACUGAGGCUUCUGAGCGCCGAGGCGCUGAUUUCGAUUCGGUACGGUACGGACCCGCAACAGGAACGUCACCGGUUGCUUAAGCAUGCGCACAAGCGAGCGGUGGAGCGCGCUUGGGAGUCUGAGCGUUCGCUGGUGGCAGCCGGGUCGAAAGGUGCCAGGGCAGAAUGGAAUACCGAGGAACGAGAGGAACUGGUGAAUCGCGGUCGGGUGGACGGUUAUGAGGGACAAGUCAUACAUGAUGUCAGUAGCCACAGACCACAGUUAGCCGAUGAUCCCGGAAACAUAAGGUUCCAGAAAACGCCAAACCGGAAGAAGAGAAACAGACGGACGCAUUAUAAAAAGACCACCAAGGACGAAUGAACGGUACUUAACUAGGUCCCAAUCGGAUGUAUAGUGCCAACGUUUACUUAUUAUUUAUUUACGAUUAUCAUUAUUAUUAUUAUUAUUAUAUUUAUAAUAUAUACUUCAACAUGUUAUUAUUAUUAUUAUUAUUAUUAUAUUAUUAUUAUUAUUACUACUAUUAUUAUCUACUAUUAUUAUUAUUAUUAAUUUAUUUAUUUAUUACUCGCUUAACUUAUUCACCGGUCUACUGUCAGUAAUUUUUUCAAUAUCCGAUCCGCCUUACCCCGUGACCAUAACCACUCUAUUUCAUAAAUUACCCACCAGGACAACGACUUUUCGAUCUUAAACAUUUUGCAUAUUAUUUUUAAAUCCUUAUUCCAUUCAUUGUCUGUGCAAAAAAAAAAUCAAGAUUUUAAUCUAUUACCACGUAUUUUAUUAUUUAUCAAAUGCUCAAUUUCCGUCCACUCGAUACACGUCUGAUCAUAUACAUCUUCCAGGCCGUGAUUUAUUUUUAUUGACAAAAAAAUAAUAACCAAUAGUAUCUAGUCAUCUGAGCGAGUAAAAUAACACAAGAAUUUAAUUUUAAAUACUCAUAGUUCUUCUUACGUCUUGAUUUAUAUAUUAUAAAAUAUAUAUAUAACGAAAAAUACAUAUAUUUUUGUAUUGGUACACUCAGGGAACCAUAAAUUGGUACCAUAUUUCAUCUGAGAAUAAAUAUCCAUAUUAAUCAUUUUUUUUUUUUUUUUUUUUAUCCUUCAUAAUAUUAUUAUGUAAUACAAUAUAUAAUUUGUGUUAUUCAGGAAUAGUUUGUUCUAUUGUGAUCUUGUUAAAACUUUUCUUUUUCAAUAAGAAAUUACACAAGUGUAUGUAAUUAUAUUUACACACGUCAUUGAAACAGAUGAUUUGUAAAUCCAUUCUAACGGAAACAUUUUUGUAAAUAAAAAUCAACUGAAUUGUAAAUAUAGAUUGUUAAUUUUUUUUUUUUUUUUUUUGUGCAAUUGUUUAUUAUUUUUGUUUUUCUUAUUAUUUUUACGUAAUACAUUACAAUUAAACGAUAUUUAUAUACCUUAAUGAUAAUGUAAUGUUACCAUAAUCAAUAACAUAUGUCUAUUAUGAUUAUUAGACUAUGUUAAUUAAUUGCUUGCAUGACAAUUAAAAAAAAAAAAAGAAGUAGUUUAUACAGUUAUUCGUAUAUGGUGCGUUAGGCUUUAUUAUAAUAAUAUAUAGCAACCUACGCGGUUAACUCUAUAAUAACAGCAUAAUAUAACAAACAAUUACAUUUAGUAACUGAAAAAAGUACUAUUAAGAUAGGUAUAUUAUAUUUAUAUAAAUAUAUUUUUUUUUUUUAAUUUAUGUAAUUUGCUUUACAAUUAAAGAAAAAAAUAUGAUCACACUAAUAAUUAUACAGUAUUAUAGGGCCUUAUAUUAAUUAACUGAGAAACAUGUAAUAUAUACAAAAUACAUGUAGAAAUAGUUAUGUGUUUUAUACAGAACUGACAUUGAUUAAACAUGAAAGUAUUUCAUGUUCUUUCUUAGCCUUAGCCUAUAGAUGACUUGUAAAUAUACUUUUUUUUUUCAUGCAGACUUAUUAUGUACAUAAAUUAUAUAUAUAUAUAUUUAUAAAUAUGUAUACUUUAAGACGAUACAUGAAUUAGUUUGGAGUAAUACAUGAUAUUUAUUAUUGAAAUAAAAAUUGAAUUAGUUAUA